Molecule: messenger RNA, 810 nt
Organism: Torulaspora delbrueckii
Lineage: Eukaryota; Fungi; Ascomycota; Saccharomycetes; Saccharomycetales; Saccharomycetaceae
Gene: FSH3
Product: putative serine hydrolase
Exons: 1
Coding region: 1-810 (269 amino acids)
Cellular component (GO): nucleus; cytoplasm
Source: RefSeq, a predicted model, not a curated record
AUGACCGCUACGAAGAAGGUCUUAAUGCUCCAUGGAUUCGUUCAGUCGGGGAAGAUCUUUUCGUCAAAGACUGGCGGAUUGCGUAAAAGCUUAAUGAAGAUGGGCUAUGAACUAUACUAUCCAACAGCACCCUUGAUAGUUGAUAAACAGAUGAUAAAAAACCUUCAUAGAUCAAAGAAUGAAGAUGGCAAGGAGACAAUUGAUAUAGCCUCUGAAUUUAGUACUUCCAACACAACCGAUGACUUAAACGGAUGGUACAUUCGCGAUGGGCCAGGUCUCAGUGAUUUCAAGAUAGAGAGGCUUACUUUAGAUUAUCUCCAUGAUUAUGUGGUUCAAAAUGGUCCCUUUGAUGGGUUGAUGGGCUUUAGUCAAGGUGCUGGCUUGGCAGGUUAUUUAUUGACAAAUUUCAAUGGUAUACUAAAUCUCUCGCCAGAACAGCAACCCCCAUUGAAGUUCUUCAUAAGCUUCAGUGGUUUCAAGUUUGAACCAGAACAUUUCCAAAAAUCAUACAUUAAGAAGGUCUCAGUACCAUCUUUGCAUGUUCAAGGUGAAUUGGACACCGUAGUGACAGAAGCCAGAUCAAGUGCUCUUUUCUAUUGCUUCGAGGAAACUAGUAGAGCUCUGCUUAAGCAUGCAGGAGGGCAUUUCGUCCCUAAUUCCAAACCAUUUGUCAUGCAAGUUUGUGGCUGGAUCCAGAGCAUUAUGUCUCCAGUAUCUAGCAAAGAUCCAUUGAGUUCAAGCCAAGAGACAGAGAAGCCCGACUUAGAUGAAGAUCUUCUAAGCAUGAUAGACUCUAUAGGGAAGGUAUGA